AUUUUACUGGCGACAUUUUUCAGUGAUUUUUCCGCGCUGAUUUCGACCAGUUUUGAUUCGAAAUUGUGGUUUUUGUCGUGAGUUUCUUCCUUGCGGACAUGUCGCAUGGGCUCCGCAGUGCACUAACCCGUCUCGACGCCAUCCUCAUCCGCUGCCGCCGCAUCCCCGCAGCGUUGUACAGCAGCAAAUCCCCCGAGAAGCGCGAGAAGAUGGAGGAACUGCAGUCCAGUCCGUACUACACCAAGUACGCCUCCAAGCUGACGGAACUGCAGAAGGCCAAUCCCGCGGAGUUCGCCAAGCGCUUGGAGGAGCACAAGAGCGUCAAGCAGGCUGUGAAGGAAGCGGACAAGGAGCGCGUCGCGCACCCCGUCAACAUAGUCAGCACCGUCGAUCCGCACAAGCCCGCCGCGGCGGUGCGGCUGCAACGGACCCGCUUGGCGGAUCUGAUGAAGGUGGAGCUGCUGACCGAGAAGACCGCGGAGGAGAUCGCCGAGAUGUGGCGCGUGUAUCACAAGGACAAGCCGGGCUUCAUCUGCGCCUCGAUGCCGGCGUCGUCCUACGCGCAGAUCCAGUCGCGCGCCGCCACCCACCCCACCUUCCUGUACCCCCUCCCCCGCGCCGCCGGCUACGAGUUCUUCGUGUCGCAGUUCGCCGGCGCCGAGUGCCACUUCACGCAGCUGGCCGCCUUCCAGCAGCGGAAGGCCGACGCGCCCACCUGCCUGAGCCUGGUCCAUCUGGACGAGCUGCGCGACAGCAAGGGACUGGUGCUGAUGCGCGGCCAGUACGACCAGAACGUGGUGAACGCGGUGCAGGUGCAGUGCCUGCUCAACCAGCUGCAGCUCUACUACGCCACCAGCGACCCCCACAAACUCCAUCUACUGCAACAGUUCAACGCGCACCCCGACGCCUUCGACUACCGCGACCUCAUCAGCGAGGUGGAGCACUCCUUCAUCGGCCUCACCUGAUCCGUGCUUCCGGCCUUGUCUUCCGGGUUCAGCGCUUUGCUGUUGUGAUGAAUUGAUACAAGAUAGAAUCCAGACUGUGCAUUUUCUCCUCACAACAAUGACUCGUUGUAUUAUCUGACGCUUCAGAAAUGCGCAGUAAUGUUUCCUUCGAAAUAUUUUCGGAAUAUUUCUCUGAACGCGUUACGAAACACCGCAGUGUUUCGUAACGCGUCCUUCAGCGGCAAUUUCAAUAACGGCUUCGCGGUGUCGUUGCAUAACUGUUUCUACGGGCAUUGUUCGUUUGGGAUUGAAAAAUUCUGCUCAUCCGACGCGAAACAACACUCUUAUCGCCGCGUGUUUGUUUAUGGUUAUUAUCACUUUUCAAUUAAUACAACUGGUGUAAAGCAACGAUUUCCGGUCA
Messenger RNA from Paramacrobiotus metropolitanus, 1365 nucleotides. RefSeq names its product ATP synthase mitochondrial F1 complex assembly factor 1-like. The coding region runs from base 99 to 965 and encodes 288 amino acids. Gene Ontology annotation, biological process: mitochondrial proton-transporting ATP synthase complex assembly. The transcript is spliced from 4 exons. NCBI's taxonomy places the organism in Eukaryota, Metazoa, Tardigrada, Eutardigrada, Parachela, Macrobiotidae. The record is from RefSeq and is a predicted model, not a curated record. Gene Ontology annotation, cellular component: mitochondrion.